This is a messenger RNA of Aedes albopictus (Asian tiger mosquito), 2244 nucleotides long. RefSeq lists its product as uncharacterized. The transcript has 2 exons. NCBI's taxonomy places the organism in Eukaryota, Metazoa, Arthropoda, Insecta, Diptera, Culicidae. Gene Ontology annotation, molecular function: GTP binding. The coding region runs from base 215 to 1687 and encodes 490 amino acids. The record is from RefSeq and is a predicted model, not a curated record.
CGGGCUACAAUCACGGGCAAGCUUACGAUACCAAACAAACGGAAUCAUGUGCUGCGUUACGCGAGAGUCGUAUAUAUAAGCUGCAUGGAUUGCUAUCAAAUGUUCAUAAGGUUCACAGUGGUUGUUCGGUUGAAAGUGCAAAGUCUAGGUAUUUGCGAUUUAGAUCUGCUCUAAGCAGUUGUUGGUUCGGAAACGGUGAAUAGUUCGAUAGAUAAUGUCACACAGGUCUACAUCAAAACAGAUUCCUCGAAUCGAAAAUCGGAGUAGCAAGAAUGUCUACAACGUGCUCCUCGUCGGAGAAACGGGAUCUGGAAAGUCGACUCUUAUCAACUACCUGACCAACUUCUUUCGCGGCGGGACACUGCAAAGCCUGAAGAUUGCGAUCCCCUCACCGCACUAUCGUGCUACGGAGGGUUUUGCACAUCAUGAAAAUGAUCUUGAUGAUGCCAUGAAGAGCAAAACCGGAAAAUGUACGUUUUACAAUUUCUCAUUAAAUGGAACACACUACGCCUUCAUUGAUACCCCAGGCCUAAGUGACACAAGUGGACGAAAUAAGGACGCUGAAAACAUAUUGAAAAUCAUGGAUGUCGCUGAGAUGUCUGGAACGAUUGCAGCCGUUAUGCUUGUAAUAAAUGGAACUGUUUCUCGAAGAACCGCGACUCUGACAAGCACAAUCAAUAUGAUGAAAAGCUCUGUACCAGAUGUUCUGCUCAAGAAUCUUGUGGUAGUUCUCACCAAUUGCUCUGCAACUAGCGCAAAUUUUGAUGUUGGUGCACUAAGCCCUUGGAUAAUUGCGGAAAAAAAUAAGUUCUACAUGAACAACAGCGCUUUGAGUAAACCUAUGACAUUUUGGAUGGAUGAUGAGGAAAAAUUUGAUGAGAUCGAGCGUGAUUGGAAAAAGUCCAUGCGAACAUUAGACAAGAUGGUGAAGCAAAUUACUCAGCUUGGACAUGUAACAUCUAAUGCAUUUGGGGAAAUGCGUACAAAGAAAUCUGAGAUCAAAGCAGAGCUCAACGCCCAUAUGAGUGACAUGAAGAAACUCAAUGCUUUACGAAAUAAACUAACUGAUCUGCAACAUGCCGAAAACGUUGCUGCUAAUGCUGUUUCAUCGUAUUCAAAUUACAGGAAAAAUACAGAAGUAGAAUAUGUGGAAAAUAAGCCCACUCCGUAUUAUAAUGUCAUUUGUAGAAUACAUGGUACUGUUUGCUGCCUCAACUGUGAACGUAAUGGAUUUUGGCCAAUGACAUUUUGUAGUUACUUUGUUGGCCUCAGUCCAUGCAGAAACUGUGGCUGCGGCAUUGGGGAUCAUUUCGACGCUCAAUAUGAACCAGUCAAAAAAACUAAAACUGUUGAAACGAUACUGGAAGAAACCAAGCAACUCUAUGAUCAAAGUACACACCAGCGAGCUAUGAUUCGAGGCCAAUUGUGCAACCUCAGUGGAGAUCUUGACUUCCUGGAGAAAGAAGUAGACGCAAAAAUACAGAAAAUUAUCGACAAUUGUAGGGCACUUCAAAAAAUAUGUUCUCAGUUUAACUUUUCCGACGAGUUGGCAAGCACCAUAGCCGCCUUAAAAGCCGACGCUGGCUCUUUAACCAAUUUGGAAGUCAAAGCAGAUGCUUUAGCGAAGAUAGCAAGAAUUCAGAGUUUCACGACAUCACUCAGCACGAAACCAGGUGGAAAAUGGUAACCUCCAAGUCGACUAUGGAGAUCAUCCCCUCUAUGCUGACACAACUCUGCGAUCCAUUGUGAAAUGUAACGAGCUCGGCAAAACAACUGCGAUGAAAUGGGUAUUAUGGUUUUAUUAAAUAUAAUAUUUAACUUCAGGCAAACAAAUUAGUUUCAUUUGUUAAAUAUCCGAAAUUCAUUAAUCGAAGCCUGCCAAACCUUUUACGGUCGCCAGCCACAGGUGGUACUCCAUACCACAGAGAACAAACGUUUAAGCUCGAACAAAAAUACGCCGAAACCGUGUGUAAAGGAUUUAAAUGUACCUCAACGCCACCAACGGAGACUGCUCCACUUAUAAAGUCGAUUUGACCCCACGAUGGCAGUGUUCAUCGUUAAAUUACACUAGCCCACAAAGCGACACGAGCGCCAAACGGCUAAAAACGGCGAGCACUGGAAACAAAUAUGACAACACAACAAUGUAAGUGGUGAGACAAUAGAGCUAAUAAACUAUAGAGGAAGAAUGUCGCUGGCGUCGUCGCCGCAACAUCUCUUGCUGGCGAAGAUAGGCAGGGAUAUAAG